AUGUUCCGAGCCGUCGGUCUACGCAGUCCGCUUCUUUCGCCGGCGUGGACAGGCGCAUGGCGAAGAAUAUUCCUGCCCGAAACGAAACGAUCCCUUUUCAGAAAUCUACAAAGUCAGCAACAUGCUAGCCUCCACAUGCUGCGAAACAUCCCACGUCAAUCCGCAUAUCGGUCCGGUGGACCGUUCACGAAAACACAGUGUCGCGGCUUCCGCUUCUCGUCAUGGCGUCGCAAUACGACACAGAACGGCACGCAGGAAAAGCUCACGCUUAGUCAGCGGUUGAAGAGGUUAUCAAAGGAAUACGGCUGGUCAGCAGUGGGUGUUUACUUGGCGCUCAGCGUGUUGGAUUUCCCGUUUUGCUUUCUGCUCGUCAGGAUUGUGGGAACAGAUACCAUUGGGAAAAUCGAACACUAUGUGGUAUCGACAGUCAAGCGAUUCAUUCCAGAGUCAGUUCGGCAAAAGUGGCACGAGUACUGGCAAUCUAUCAAGAGUAAGGAGGUAGAGACGAUGGGAAAUGACAAUAUUAGCGACAAGGUGGAAAUGGCUGGUUGGGGAGUUGAGGAGGCUCAGGAGCGGAACAAGGAAGAAGCUAGCUUGGGUACUCAGCUGGCACUUGCGUACGCUAUUCACAAAAGCUUCAUCUUUCUAAGAGUGCCACUGACGGCUGCGAUCACGCCAAAGGUGGUCAAGGUUCUGAGAUCUUGGGGCUGGAACAUCGGAAAACGCGUGUCGCGCUAG
Metarhizium brunneum ARSEF 3297 is the source of this 738-nucleotide messenger RNA. RefSeq lists its product as uncharacterized. NCBI's taxonomy places the organism in Eukaryota, Fungi, Ascomycota, Sordariomycetes, Hypocreales, Clavicipitaceae. The record is from RefSeq and is a predicted model, not a curated record. Gene Ontology annotation, cellular component: mitochondrion.